GGAAGGUACAAGGGACGGCGGUGGCGGCGGUGGCGGGCGUGGCCGUGCUGCGAAGGCCGAGCAAGAUGGCGGAGGGCGACAACAACAGCGUCUACCAGCUGGCUGCAGAAACAGCUAGCUUGGAAGAGCAAUUGCAAGGAUGGGGAGAAGUGAUCUUGAUGACUGAUAAAGUUCUUCGCUGGGAGAGAGCCUGGUUUCCUCCGGCGCUGAUGAGUGUUGUUUCAUUUUCUUUCCUGAUGAUCUACUACUUGGAUCCAUCCGUUCUCUCAGGUGUCUCCUGCUUUGUUAUGUUCAUCUGUUUGGCUGAUUAUCUUGUUCCUGCUCUUGCACCCAGAAUCUUUGGCUCCAACAAAUGGACUACAGAGCAGCAGCAAAGAUUCCAUGAGAUUUGCAGCAAUUUGGUCAAAUCUCGUCGCCGAAUUGUUGGGUGGUGGAAACGUCUUUUCGCGCUGAAGGAAGAGAAGCCUAAAAUGUACUUCAUGACCAUGCUUUGUUCUCUUGCUGUGGUUGCCUGGAUUGGACAGCAAGUUCACAACCUCUUUCUGACAUAUCUUAUUGUAAGUUUCUUGCUGCUGUUUCCUGGACUGAACCAGCAUGGGAUCAUUACAAAGUAUGUUGGAAUGGCAAAAAGGGAAAUAAACAAACUGCUCAAGCACAAGGAGAAGAAAAAUGAGUGAAGACUUAAGUGCUGUUUGCUCUUGUAGAAGGUUUUCUUGGGAACAGUUUUGUGAAUUAAUGUAUAAUUAAGAUAAUAGAAGUUGUAUUGCUCACUGGCUUACCUUUUUUAUUGGCUCCAAUGAAUUGAAAAUGUCACUCUAGCAUCUGCUAUGGGUUUGUCUCUCUUGUGGGGUUCUGUAUCUGAUUUCAUAUGAAAGAUCUUAACCUUUGACAUGUGGAGCUUAAAUUCUUCACCAAUUUAAGAGGCCUCAUAACUACCCUAUCUCAAAAACUUACUGCAAUUGAUCACAGCAUUUCCAUACCUGUUAGCUUCACCAGUUAAUGGUUUGUGGUUACAGCAAGUACGAAGGCGUUCUGAAAUCUUGCACUUCUGAGCAGCUUCUUACUACUGAGUCUUGUGGAAAGAAGACAAACUGAGUAAGUGAUGGUAUUUGAGCGUGCCUGCCCUCAUGAGGGGCAGGAGGUGGUCCUGUUGUCUCACUGAAUGUUUGCUUUCUGUGGCAGCAUAUGCCAGACUGCCUGCUGAACUGGGAUCUGGAGUACAUAGAUUUCUGGUAGAGUUAUUUAGCUGUAGUACAAACUUCAGUUUGUUGCACUGAGACUGUAGAGAGCGAGUUAAGGUGUGUGUGUGACCUUACAGCUGAUUGUUCUAAAAACUGCUGUUAUGGAGCCAUGUAGCACGUUUGGUUUUAUGAAUGUUGUCUGUGUACAAAAUCACUCUGGAUACACUCGGUCUGUCCAUUGUAAAUAAGGCUGAGUGUUGUGCUUUUCUAUCUCCUCCCCUCCUUUUUUUUAAAAAACAAACAAACAAACAAGCAACUUUUUCUUUGAAAAGCUAAAACCUGUGUUAAUGCAUUUUAAAAGUUUACUGUUUUAAGAUGAAGUCUCCUCAGUGUAUUGUAACUGUUGAAUAGGUAAAUAUAGACUCAUGAGAAACUUC
Centrocercus urophasianus (Greater sage-grouse) is the source of this 1618-nucleotide messenger RNA. RefSeq names its product ADP ribosylation factor like GTPase 6 interacting protein 1 (gene ARL6IP1). The transcript has 6 exons. NCBI's taxonomy places the organism in Eukaryota, Metazoa, Chordata, Aves, Galliformes, Phasianidae. Bases 66 to 677 code for a protein of 203 amino acids. The record is from RefSeq and is a predicted model, not a curated record.